AUGGGAUCAACCUCUGCAGGAGCCAGCAACAUUGCUCCCCUCACUCCUCCCAGAAUCAAGGCCGAAGAAUCAACACUGAAAUCAGCUCUCAAAAAGGCACCAUCACAGGCAACAGCGCCAACAUACCCACAUCAGCCACAACAAACCAGACCCAAGACACUGUGGGCGCUGACCAGGAGCGUCAAACUCGAUCCAGAGACCAGUGUCGUCAACCCUCGCCAAGUCGACGAAGAAGUGCGAAAAACAUUUACGCAGACGUCAUGGCAGGAACCACCACCACUCCAACAUAUCAAAGCAGCCAUCCAAUAUCUCAAGUUCAAUGCCCUCAAACCGGACUCAGUCAUCACCACAGGAUUCUUGCGACUGAGCGUGGCAUUCCCUGAACUGAUCCGCGACAAUACCGUUUCUGCAAUGCUGAUCACCAUGCUCCGACCAGAGUUCACCCACGCUUUCAAAGUCAGAACCAACGGUGCAGUGGUGUUUCUGGCAUGCGCUCUCUUGCACAUUGGCUGGGACGAGAUCGAGGACUGGCCGACGGAUUUCGUGAUGGCCUAUGUAGAGGAUGCGCUCGGAGAGCGAUCGUGGUGUGCUCAUGUGGAUACGCAGUCGUUUGUCGGCAAUGUUCUGACUGCAUUCUGGGCUGGUGAUCCUGUUGAUGACACGGCGGAGGAAAAGUUUGAUCCGGUUCGGUUGGAUGAGAAGGCUAAUACUGCGGCCGUGCUAGAAACUAUUGAUCUGAGCCAAUAUACCGAUCCGCUGACACUGCGGAAGCGAUACAAGGACUCGGAGACUAGGAGUAAUAUCAAGUAUAUCACCAUGCAGACCAUGUGGGAGCAUAUUCCCAAUACCAUAAGCAGUGGAGCUGUGGAUACAUCCGUCCGAAGUCUCAUCAAAGUUAUGAUGGCAACGUGUCGAUGGAGUGAAGUCCGUCGCAAAGCCAUGGGGUGUAUGGAAUUCUGGCUCGGGAACUUUAUGAAGCACGCCAAGAUACUUCUACGACUAAUUCUCCGCCAGAUGUGCGCACAGGAUACGUUGUUGCAAGAGGAUCUGGAGUCUUGGACGAUGCUGUUGGAUUUCCGGUACAAGGGGCGAACCCACCAGGUCGAGGCUGUCAAGGAGGAGAUCCGUAACGCGCUUCAGGGUCCAACAGGACAGGAAUUGAUCAGGGCAGGACUGACGCACAUUGUCGACACAGAGAUGAACCCGAACGAACUCAAGAAUCCUUAUCACCUGGAUCUCAUGGACCAGUUCUUGCUCUCACUCCAAGACAGCCCCGGUGUUGAAUUCGGACAGCUGAUUCAGGGAUGUGUCGUCGACGCGGCGUUACAUAUGCUUGGAUCGACUGUCAGUCCGCCAUUGGCACCCGUGGUUCUGGUUGUCAAGCGGUGGAUCCGUCAUCUCGGCAAAAGGAUCAUGGGCUGGAAUAAGGAUAUUAUCUUUGGACUGUUGAAAGAUAGUCCUCAUCUUGCCAAGCUGGUCCAGAAACAGGAACAGCACCAACAUCUCCAUAUCCCACCCGGCGGACGCAACAUGCCGACCAUGUGGCUCCAAAUGUUGACCGAGAUUAUCUGCAAUGUGUUGAUGGCUACCGCGAUCGAUGCAAGGGAGGUGGACGACAUCAGGAUCUGCAAGUUCCAGAUCGGAGAGGCCCAUGCCUUUGCCCUUCGUUGGUUCCAAUCGAUCAGUGUCACCAGCGGGAGCUCGGGAGAUGGAGAGUUCUGUGCCAUGCCCUUUGGACACGUGCCAAAGGAGGGACUGAGGAUCUGUAUUGCGCGUUUGUUGUUCCUCGAUCCACCGCCAUCAUACACCAUGGACACGACGUCACAGGAGUUUGAUGCGGGACUGAUUCAAAAGGUGGUGGAGCGUGGACUACCCCUCAUGGAACAUGGACUAAUGGCCUUGCUCGAGAUCAACCUCCCUCCCAAGAUGUUGCUCUCAGUGGUCGGAGAAUAUGUCUCACGAGCAGCCGACCUCUCUCGCUUUUACCCAGAAGCAUGUGUUGUCAAGAACCCGGAUGUGGUGGUAAAGUUGUUUCAUCUGACAAGGUUCACCGAGUCCCAGAGCAGUCAGGUCUUGAAACUGGCGGCAGAUAUCCCCCUGGCGUGGACAAGAGAGUUCUGGAACUGUUGUAUAGUUGUUGUCAUGCUGGCCUCCUGUAACCCAAGAAUUCUUGCGCUGGUCGUGUGGGAUUCGAUGCCGGUGAUCCGCACGAUGCUAGAAAUGUGUAUCUCUCAGCAUUACACCUUUCCUCCUCCCAACUACUCUUCACACUCGGAUCCAUCCUCUGAACGCCUAUUAAGAUUGGCGAUCCUUGCAGAUCAGGAUGAUACAAAUCGUGUGUUGGCAUGGGAGAAGGAGGUGUUGAUCCUUCAAGGACAGUGGAGCGAGGCACGCGGUGCUAACCCGUUAAAGGUUGAUGAGAGUGAAUAUGCAGGGUGGCUGAUGCGGCUCGAUUAUGGACCCACCCAACCUGCCCGGAGCCCACCUGCGGAUAUCUUGCAGCAACUGCGCGGGCUGAAUGAUCGGUUUGGGUUGGGGAUGAAACUUGCGGCGUCGAGGGAGCCAGAUUAUUUGGGGAGAAUGGUGGGGUCUCAUGACGAUGCGCCGUGGGUGGAUCGGUUGUUGAGGGAGGUGCCCGAGAUUAUGAAUGCCUUGCCGGCUUCGACCCUCUGUGCGCGGUAUUGUCGGUCGAUCAAGUCUAAUGCGAAUGCGGACACGGAGAACGUGACGAUGACGGCGAAGGCCAAGGCGAUUGCGGCGGAGGUUAGGCUGGCGGAUGCGAACGUCAAGAAGAAGUUGUUGGGGUAUUUGGAGACUGUUAUGCAAGGGCGUCCGGGAGAGCCUACACAAAAGUUUCAGCAAGUGCGAGGUAUCUUUGAGUACUUUUUGGUCCGGCUUUCACCUGUCACCGAAUCCUCUUCUACAGCAACAGCGGGAGCUUCGACUUCUGCGGCCGGAUCUGGAUCUGUGAUUGAGGAGACCAAGAUGGCGAUGGAUGCACUCUUCCAGGGCGAGUUGCGGUGGCCAGAUGUUUUGGCACAGACAGUAGCCCUCUCACCGGACACAGGGUUCCUCUGGAACGCGCUCCAGUGGAUCAAAACCUUCAUUUUGUUCGAGAACGAUAUUCAAUGGUUCGGAUCCUGUCUGAACUUCUUGCUCAAGGUCGAGGGUGGCGCCGAUGGUGAUUCAGCGUUGGAACAGAGUUUAUUGACGAUUGCCAGUGUGCUCACGCGGCGGCUGUUGGUGUUUGACUGGUUGGUCUUGGAGCGCAAGUUAGUCUUCCAGAGACUGGUGGAUCGCGUACAGAGUUAUUUUGCGAAGCAGGAUAGUAUUAUGGAGGACGCAAGCCUGGGAUCGGCAUCCAAGAAUAUUGAUAGGACGUCUUCGGCGGCAUUGAGGGCGAUGGCGAGCUCGAAGGUGCAGGUGGAGUUAUCCGGCGGUGUUGUGUUGAGUACUUUUCCUGAGAUCCUUCGGUUGGCGAUCCUUGUCAUGGCCGUCGGUGAUCAUCCCAAGCAAGGCGUAUCAACGUGGAGCAUACUGUUCAAGGACUCAGUUCAAACUCACCCGGGCCAACCUAAACGCCUCCAAAACGGAUCAGCCCUCUUGCAAUACACCAACAACCCACCAUCACCGUCACCUUCACCACUGGCAAACGACAUCCAGUUCCGCCUCCGGAUCGUUCAAGGAUCCAAGGACUCUGAGGUCGUCCGCGUCGCGUUGGAUGGAUUGAACUUGGUGCAGACGAUUGAGUUGUGCAAAGAUGCGUUUGGAUUGGACAUGUCGGUUGCCCAGUUGGUCCAUGGUGCGCUGUUGACGGCGCUUGAGAGUGAGGGUAGGAUGAAUGUUCCUGUGCCUGUUCAUCUCGAGGCCUCGACCGGUCGUCAGCUGAUGGUGCUUCUAAAGUACUAUGCGGAUCAAGGUGGGGAGGCGAGUCUGAAGGCUUUGGAGGCUGUCAAGGUCCGCUUUGGCGGCGCGUUGUCGCCGGUGAUGGCAAAGUCGUCAACAAUUGAUCGGUCAACAAGACUUCGUGCUGCUGUCCUGCCAGACUUUUUCCAACUCGCGUCUUCUUAA
This is a messenger RNA of Linnemannia hyalina, 4071 nucleotides long. Lineage: Eukaryota; Fungi; Mortierellomycota; Mortierellomycetes; Mortierellales; Mortierellaceae. The record is from the annotation of a GenBank genome assembly.